AAAGUGUAUCAUCCAACGGAAGUAGUCUGUAGUCGAAACGAGGCUUGAAAUUGUUCGCUAGAGGGAUCUCUCAAUAAGUCCCCACCCAAUAGCGGCCAUUUUGGAGGACCGGUUCUCGGGCAAUACUGUAUUUGUAAGCGACAGAGUGGACGCGAGGAGCGCACUAAGCAGGAGGCAGUAAAGGAUUAUACAAGUUGAUUGCUGUCGAGUGGUGCAGCGAAAACCAGCGCCAUGCCGAAGCCGGUCAAUGUACGCGUUACCACCAUGGACGCGGAACUGGAGUUUGCUAUCCAGCCCAACACUACUGGAAAACAGCUUUUUGAUCAGGUUGUAAAGACCAUUGGUCUUCGAGAAAUCUGGUUCUUUGGGCUGCAGUAUUUGGAUAGCAAAGGUUACUCUACUUGGUUGAAGCUCAACAAAAAGGUUCUGAGCCAAGAUGUGAGAAAAGAGACACCAUUGCAGUUCAAGUUUCGAGCCAAGUUUUAUCCUGAAGAUGUCUCUGAAGAGCUCAUUCAGGAAAUUACACAGCGCAUGUUCUUCUUGCAAGUGAAGGAUGGUAUUCUCAGUGAUGAAAUCUAUUGCCCUCCUGAGACAGCUGUCCUGUUGGCAUCAUAUGCAUGUCAGGCCAAAUAUGGUGAUUACAGUACUGACCAUAAUCUUACUAGUGACAGACUUCUUCCACAGCGUGUGUACGAUCAACACAAGUUGUCAAAAGACCAAUGGGAGGAGCGCAUUAAGAGCUGGUGGGGAGAGCACAAGGCCAUGAUGAGAGAUGAUGCCAUGAUGGAGUACCUGAAGAUUGCACAGGACUUGGAGAUGUAUGGUGUUAAUUACUUUGAUAUUAAGAACAAAAGAGGAACAGACCUUCUUCUAGGUGUGGAUGCACUUGGUCUAAAUGUCUAUGAAAAAGAUGACAGGUUGACACCCAAAAUCGGUUUUCCCUGGAGUGAGAUCAGAAACAUAUCAUUUAAUGAUAAGAAGUUCGUUAUCAAGCCCAUUGACAAGAAGGCUCCUGACUUUGUGUUUUAUGCUCCUCGUCUGAGAAUCAACAAACGUAUCCUGGCACUUUGCAUGGGCAACCAUGAACUCUACAUGAGGCGUCGCAAGCCAGACACCAUUGAAGUUCAGCAGAUGAAGGCCCAGGCUCGUGAAGAGAAACUGGCUAAGCAGCAAGAAAGGGCGCAGCUGGAAAGAAUGCGCCAUGAGGCACUGGAGUCUGAGCGGAUACGAAAGGAGCUAGAAGACAAGCUGCGUAGAAUGCAGGAAGAGCAGGAGCGCACAAGCAGAGACAUGCAUGAGCUUCAAGCACGUAUUAGAGAAAAGGAUGAGCGCAUGGCUGAACUGAUGACUUUACGUGAAGAGUUGGAAGCAGAAAGGAGACGAGCAGAGGAACUGCGUCUUGAGAUGGAACGCUCUCAUGAGAUGGAGCAGUCAGAAAGGCAGCGCUUGGCUGUAGAACUUGAAACAGCUCAGAAGUCACUUCAGGAGAAGCUGGUAGACAUUGAAGUCAAAGAGAGUCAUGUAUCAGAGCUUCACUCAGAACUUGAAGCAGCUCGACGUGAAGCAGAAAUGAAGGAGCAAGAAUUGUCCAGGGUGCAGAUUGAAAAAUCUUUGCGUGAACAGGAGCUGACUGAAAAACUGGAGGCUCAACUUCACAUUCGCUCGGAGAUCAAUGCCGCUCAUGAUGAGAAUGACGAGAAUGAAGAUGAGUGCCAGCAGAGUGAAUAUGCGGCUGAUCUUCAGGUGGAAGAGAAUGCUGCUUCUUUGCCCAGACCAGAAGAAUCACGCAUAACUGAAACUGAGAAAAACAAGCGUCUUCAGUCUCAGCUGGAGAUGCUGAAGGCUGACCUGGCAGUGGAACGACUGGCCACCGUCGUCACCAAGAAUGACGAACUUCACGAAGAGAAUGUGCGACAGGGAAGGGACAAGUACAAGACUCUGAGACAGAUCAGACAGGGCAACACUAAGCGUCGUGUUGAUGAGUUUGAAGCAUUGUGAGAUUGUUAACUAUGUUAUGCCUUUCUGCUCAUUGCUGUCCACAGUGGUAAGAUGGGACAUACGGCUUAUCUACUUGAAUGCUGAAGCAAAGACACAACUGACUUCUAGAUAAUUUCCGUGCAGAAGAUUUGGACUUUUUGCUGAUUUUUGCCACUAAAAAGUUAAGAAACGAAAUGGACUGGGUUAUAGUAUGUCCAGGACUUCUUUAUGCAUUUGCACCACUGACUGUCCACAGAGAUAUGAUGCUUUAAAAGCCUACAGCAGGACCAUUGCCUUCUAAAUAGGUUAUCUGCUAUCCCCACCUUAACCUUUGCUGCUGGAACCUAAGCACAAAAAUCAGAAAGGGUUAGUUGAGUGCAUGUGUUUUAUUUCUUAUGGCUCAGUUGCAGAAUCCAUUGGCAUAAGCAAAGCAAAGGGUUGUAAUUUCCUUCAUAAAUUUAAAAUGUGAAUAUGUGGAAUCUGAUUGCUCUUUGCUUGAUGGCCAGCAGUCCCCCAAUUGUAGGGUUCAAAAGACUUCUUCCAGACCUGAGUCAUAGUGUGCAUCUGCUUCUUAGACCUGGACUUGUAAAUCUGUUGGAUAAACACUACUCAAGCUUAUUUCUCAACAGUCGGUUACCCUUCUGUACGUUGGCCCUUUUUAUUUUUUUUUUUUUUUAAGAAGCCAUUUAUACUUUGUCUAGUUUGUUUUCUGCCUCAGCUAUUGCCACAAUCGUGGAUUGUAGGAGGGCUACCUUACUGUUCCACUGUGUCAUCUAUAUUAAGUGUAUCAUCUACCCCCAUCCUAAAAAAAAAAUUAUGUAUGUUUUAAUUUUCUAGUUUAAAAUAAAAUUAAGUCCUCCAUGCAUAGGGUUAUGUCUCCGAAUUAUGCAUGACCAUGCCAAUGAAUGUUCUGAAAAGCUCCUAUAUUUUCUUCUUUUUUUUUCGGUGUGCCAGCAGGGUUUUGCCUCUAUUACCUAAAACAGCCCAUCCUAUCUUAAAUAAAACUUUCUGGAACAGUUUUGAUCCCUUACUAGAUUUCAGGAAAUAUGUUGACAUCGUACACAUACUGAUCCUCUACCCUGAUUGCUUAGGCCUUUUAUCAGUAUUGUUGCACGUUGACACUUGAGCAGUUCUUGCUGCUUCUGACAAUUAAGCAUUUGUGCUUUUUUAAUAAACCCAGAUGGACAUAACUUGUUUAAAAUAAAUUUACUCCUUGCAUUAUCCUAAAAAAAAAAGAAGAAAACAUUUAAUUUGUGCCAAAAUUAUUUUUAAAAGCACGUUUUAAGUUUACUUUAAAACAAGUAAAGCUGUGUAUUCUCAGAAGAAUGUGAAAGGAUCCUUGCAGCCCAACAGACUGCAAGGAGAGGAAAAUUGAGAAUGAGUUAGAAACAAAGCAUACUUAUGAAAAAUGUUGGCUUUUUCACAGUUUCUUGUCUUGCUAUAAUUCCUUCAGAAGAAGACUCCUCUUUUUAUGUUUAAUGGUCAUAAAGCUUUUCUGUCCAAACUAUGUUGGAACAAAUGUUAUCAGGAGACAGGCAGAUGCAUUUAUUAUAACUGUCAUUACCUGCUAACUAAAAUUAGACUUCAUUGGAAUUAUAAAAUAUGAUACACUUAUCAGUGUGGACUAUGCAAUGUUUUACACCCGCUUGAUAUGUUUAUAGUUAAGUGUACCAUAAUAGGUCAGACACUCUUAUUUGGGGAACAGAAUUCCUAAACUGGGGACCAUCUUAAAAAAAAGUUCUUUAACGCAUUAUUUGAUAGUAGUAAACUGGGUAUCUCUUGCAUAAAAUCUGCUGGCACAAAUCCCAGCAAUUGUAAUGAUCAAAUAUGUUUUUAUUUGCUUUUUGCUAAUCAGUCUCCAUCAUUGGAAAUUAUUAAGCUUUCUCUCAUCUACAGUUCACAAUGUUAAAGAGUGCUUGAUUCAAUUUUAGUCCAUUCUAACUUCAGGGAAAAUUUCUUUUAUCGCCUUUCACUUUCCCCAUCAUUUCAUUUUGCCACAAACCUUCCCGCUAGUCUUAAAUGAAUGCACACGUUACAUGAUAGGGAACUGCUUUCCUCCCCAAGACUAAAGAUUAAAUAUUUGUACUGAACUGUGGUGCUGCGUGGGCUUGGUUCAUACUGUGAGUGAAUCUUUGAUGGUUUGAAUGGGUCAGUGUUCUUGUCAGAUCUAUGUGGUUCUUGUAAAUUAUUUACCAUUUACACUUUGAUUUGGAUAACUGUUCUGUUUCCGAUAAAAAGAAUGGAUGUAAGAGCGCACUUUUAAAAAUUGAUAAUCAGAAUGGGAAAUAUUAUUUCUCUGUAGCAGAAGAUGGGCAUUGUAUUUGGGAAUACUUAAGUUUGCAAAUGUAGUGCAGAAAGAAAAUGGUCACCUUAAAGCUUGCUGACAUGCCAGAAAAUGUAACUUGAAGUACACUGGAAUGAUAGUUUAUAAAUAUUAUCCACUAGUUUUUUUUUGUUUUUUGCGAUCUUGGUUCUGUUUUAGUAUACCAGAAAAGUGCUGAAAGCAGGUACAUAAAACUAGUUGACUCCAGUUUGGGGUAGGGUUAUGCUUUCAAUGUAUAUGUAGAUAAUUUUUUUAUGCAUGUUUUCCAAAUUUAUGCAUUGUCCUAAUCUCGCUGCUGCUUUCAACCAUGAUUCUAAACAUGCUGACACUUGCUUAAGAUUAAUCAGUUGAGUUUUUCACAAAGCAGCAAUGAUGCCCCUUUGUUCAUAAUGAGAGUACAUUACUUAACCUGUACAUGCUUUCUUCCUUGAUCACCCUUGCAAUUACUUCAGCAGUACCUUUCUCCCCACCCUAGGACAAUAGCUGGUCAAAAUUUCAUGAGAGCAAAUUCGUAAAGCGACAUGAAGAGACAAGGCUCAUAUAAUUGAUAGCCAAAUUGGUUGAUGUGGCAAAAAAGAAUGCAAGAUUCAGUUUAUGGGCAGAUUUCAGUACUUUUGAAUUUGUACAUAAAGUAUAUAUACACACACAUACAAAAUAUAUAAAUAUAUAUGUAUAUGGUAAAGAUGAGAUUAUGUGCGGUUUUAGUGGAUACAGUGAAAGUGUGUUGGUGAGAAGAGCUGCCAUCAUAGCAGAGGUGCCUACCAGUCACAGGUUCACUGUUAACACUUAAGUUUUUAGUUUGGUUUUUUUUUUUUUUUAACAUUUCUCUGUACGUCUUGCAGAUUUUCAUAAUUAUGUUAACCACAUGAUUGGCAAUAAACAGUUUUUAACAA
Messenger RNA from Pomacea canaliculata, 5193 nucleotides. RefSeq names its product radixin-like. Gene Ontology annotation, cellular component: cytoskeleton; plasma membrane; microvillus. The record is from RefSeq and is a predicted model, not a curated record. Gene Ontology annotation, molecular function: actin binding; cell adhesion molecule binding. Lineage: Eukaryota; Metazoa; Mollusca; Gastropoda; Architaenioglossa; Ampullariidae. Gene Ontology annotation, biological process: positive regulation of protein localization to early endosome; positive regulation of early endosome to late endosome transport; regulation of organelle assembly. The transcript is spliced from 15 exons. The coding region runs from base 232 to 1998 and encodes 588 amino acids.